CAUCAUCUCCUGGACUCCUUGCAUUGCCGGGCAAGAGUGCCCAGAAAGCGUGUCCCUGCUUCAGCGGCACUACUGCAGAAUUCUACUUGAGGUUUAUGAGUUCUCCUCGACUUCUUUUAGGUGGCAGGUCAUGCUCCUUGCUUGUUGCUGUUGGGAAACUGGUUGCUUGGGAGCUGCUGGUGGCCACUGGCCAGCAGCGUGCUAGUGAAGUGGAAGCAAAGAAACCAGCCUCACUUGGCUCCAUAUAUUCCUCCAGAGUGCUUGUGUUGCUUGCAGUCCUGAUCAACCCUCGAGGAGAAGCCACAAUCCUUGUCGCAGGCUGCUCCGGCAUGGCUGCGGCCUCGGACCGUGCUGAGGUCGACACUGCCCGGCCGUUCCGGUCCGUCAAGGAGGCGGUCGCCGUGUUCGGUGACCGCAUCCUCGUCGGCGAGGGCCACUCCAGGCAAAGUAGCAGUGCUGCCACCAUUGCCACCCCCAAUGCCAAUGCCAGUGCUAGUGCCAAUGGCAUGCCCACCCCAAGUGCCAAUCAUGAGGCUAGCUGUAGCAGUAGCACCAUGACCUUUUCCCCAAACCCAAUGGCAGAGGCUGAGGAAGAGGAGAUCAUGCCUGCCACUGCGCCGAUGUACUCCGCGCCGUCCUCGCCGCCGUCGCUCACGUCCUCGCCAUCGCCGAUGAAGGCAGCAAGCAGCGGGCACGCCAACGACCGGGACCGUGAGGCCGGUGGGCUCGUGGUGAUGCGCUCCAUCCGGAAGCUGGAGGCGGAGGUGGCCGAGACGAGGCAGGAGGUGGCGCAGCUCAGGAAGCGCGAGAACGAGAUGGAGAUGGCGGUGGCCAGCCUCAACGCGCAGCUCCACCGGGGCCUCUCCAAGCUCGCCGAGAUGGAGGCCAACCGGGCGGCGGCGGCGGCGCGGCGCAGCAUCGGCGGCGACACCGACGUGGCGUCCACGCUCCGGAGCGAGCGCUGGGGCGGCGGCGGCGGCAACAAGCUCGGCGCGAGCGGCGAGUACCUGCCGUCGUUCUCGCACGCGCUGAGCCUCGGCGAGAUCGACGACGCCGAGCUCAUGGGCAGCCGGCGGAGGAAGGCGCAGAAGGUGAAGCCCAUCGUGCCGCUCAUCGGCGACAUCCUCUUCUCCAAGAGGAAGAGCACCAAGGAGAAAGGAGAUGAUGACGGCUUCUUCAGUGGUGAUCUUUACAGCGUUCUUGGCUAGGCCGAUGAUCAGUGCUCAUGUCUGCUCAUCUUGUGGUUGUGGCAGCUUGUGUGCAAUUUUUUUCUUCUGGUUGGGCUUUUUUUUUCUUCCUAUCCUUUCCUGAAGCUCUUGUUUGCGUGGCUUGUGCAGGGAAAUUUGUGUAAAUGUACAGACAGACAUGUCAAUGUAUCUUCGGAUCACGAAUGAAAAAACAAAAAGUGUGUAAUUACCUAGACUUUA
Panicum virgatum (switchgrass) is the source of this 1427-nucleotide messenger RNA. RefSeq lists its product as uncharacterized. The coding region runs from base 96 to 1208 and encodes 370 amino acids. The record is from RefSeq and is a predicted model, not a curated record. The transcript has a single exon. NCBI's taxonomy places the organism in Eukaryota, Viridiplantae, Streptophyta, Magnoliopsida, Poales, Poaceae.